AUGCGUGUUUUUCCUCAACAACAAAUCUCUUCAGCAAAUCAGUCAACGAUUCAACAUGUUGCAUCAUUGGAUACAUCUAAUCCGUCUGCUCAACCACAAAGGGGCAAACGAGAACCAUGUCGUUUCGAUUGGGUAGAAUCUCCAUCGAAUAAAUGGAUACAUUUAGCACUUUGGUGGUGGAUUCAACCCAUUCUUUCAUUAGGAAAUAGACGCUCACUUAUUGACGACGACUUUAGCGAUAUUUCCAUGAAUGACAAGUGUUCUGUUUUAUUAAUCAAAGCCGAUUACGAUAUUUCUAAAUGGCCAGGUACAUGGAAUGUUAUCAGACAAACAUUUAUGAAAGAUUUCUUUGAAACCAUGGCGACCAUAUUAGUAUAUACUGCUACACGUAUUGCGCAGCCACUACUCAUUCGUGAACUCAUUGUCUACAUUAGUAAUGCAUCAAAUCUACCGACUUAUAUUGGUUAUGUAUCAGCUGUUGGUCUAGGUAUUAUUUCUAUUGUCCAAGCCAUUAUUUAUCAACAAACAUUUUUUCAGAAUCAACGAGUAGGAAUUCGGAUUCGCAAUACAUUAAGCUGUGCAAUUUAUCAACGUUUAAUGAAGAUUAAUCAAGGGGGAAAUAGCGGACUCCAGGACUCCAGGACUCCAUUGGACUCCAUUGGACUCCAUUGGACUCCAAUGGACUUCAAAUGGACUCCAGUCUUCUCUGGAGUUCAG
Messenger RNA from Rotaria socialis, 717 nucleotides. The record is from the annotation of a GenBank genome assembly. NCBI's taxonomy places the organism in Eukaryota, Metazoa, Rotifera, Eurotatoria, Philodinida, Philodinidae.